AUGAAUUCCGAAUGUUCUGGGUAGUUGGCCCAACGGGAAGAAUAGCCGUGAGGCUGGAGCAGUCUGUCGGCCAAUCGGGUAUCAGGAGCUAAUCACUAAGCACACUGACCAGGGCGAGUGCAUCUCUUGAACUAGGACUGGCAAUGUUUCCAUCUCCAUAACGCGGAGAUUCUGACUCGGCGUUUUACGUUUAAGGCCCGCCGCCUUCGCCAAGCACAUCGCGUCAGCAGCGCAGUACGCUUCCCUUUCGAGCAGCUCAUUCCUACUGGCGUUAGUCAGUCUCGCAGCUGUAGCCGCGCCAUUUCAUUUCCAGCAGCGUCAGUCGAUCUCCCAGUCCCAGCCUUAGUACCAGCGCACUCUCAUUCCCAUGGCCGCUUUCGCGAUCCUCUCGCGGCGAAUAUCGACGACGACGAUGGUCCUUUUCGUCGUGGUCGUGAGUAACAUCUUCAUCUGCUUCGUGCUGCUCGACAAAGCCCCCUCCGUCCCGCUGCUCUCGCGCGCGGGGAAGGACGGCAGCCGCGACAGAGGCGCGGGGGGGCGCGGGCGGGAGAGGGGGCGGAGCGGGGGGGAGGGGAAGGGGAAGCGGCAUCCGCGGGGAGUGGUGCAUAAGCUGACGGCGGCGGAGCAGGAGAUGCUGGAAAUGCGGAAGGAAAGUUUCGACGGCAGCAGCAGCAAGGAGGGGUUCAUUCAGUUCAGCGCGUACCGCAUCAACCCCCAUAGAGUGGUUGCCAUGGGCCUCGUUCCUCUGGAGCACCAUGACGUCAUCACUGCCCAGCACUGCUGGUGGGAGUCAGCCAAUGGGCAGUGGACAGAUGGCGAGAUCUCGGUGAAGUUUCCAGGGGAGCACCAUGCGCGCGCCUAUGAGUGCAUCCUGCUGUACUGCGAUCUUCAGCGCCCAGUCAGUUCCCUGGUGGGCGGCACACUGAAGAUGGCGGUGGAUCAGCAGGAUAUAGUCGUGUACAAGGAGAGCCCCGGCACUCCCGAGCCUCCGCCAGAGGUUCGGGACGAAGUUCGGGUGUUUGAGCGCAACCUGACGUACUGCUCCGCGCCCAUGUUUGGCGAGAUCGACACGCAGAGGCUGCUGGAGUGGAUCGAAUUCCACCGAUCGGUGCACGGGGUAGAUUACCUGCGCAUGUACGACGCAGGAGCCAUGGAUGAUGACGUCAUGGCAGCUCUGAGGCCCUAUUUAAGAGCUGGCAUCAUGGACAUCACGGACAUUAGAGGGCCGGCUUUAUAUGACACAUGGAGCUAUGCCCAGGUGCUCAUGGUGAAUGACUGUGCUCUCCGAUCUCGACAGCUCACCAGAUGGGUACUGUUCAUGGACGUAGACGAGUACAUGCAUGUUUCGGAGCCGCCCCACUCCCUCCUCGUCUUCCUCAACUCCGUCCCGGCCAUCCCCUGGCUCUCCUUCGGCUCCGUCACCUUCCCUCUUGACAUCUGCGGCAAGAUACAGGAGGCCGGGUGGGAGCCGUGGGCCGUGGAGCAGCUGGUGUUUCGAGAGCCGGUGGCGCACUGCAAGGAGCCCACCAAGUACUACAGUCGUGAUGCGUGCCUCAAGUGGGACGGCCACCGCAAGUAUGUGGUGAAUCCAAGAGCAGCACAGGUGCUGCAGAUCCACCGCGUGUACGAGCUCAACCCCGCCUAUGAUGCCAAUGCCCCUCCUGAUGCUGCUGCUGUCGCUGCUGCCGCUGCCGCUGCCCUUCAGGCAACUGCAGGCGGGGAGGACGGUAACAGUAGCAGUACAGGGAACAGUACGAGUAACAGUGCGGGAAGCGGGGUGGCUUCUACAGGAAAGCUGAUAGCGGUUGAUGACGUGCAGGGGCUGCUUAUAGGGAGUACAGGCGGUGGGUUGAAUCUACAUACGAAUAUUAUUCGUGUGAAUCACUACAGGGGCCUGGGGAUCCGGUACGUGCCCAUGUGUCGACAGAUUAUUGCGCUGUCAUUGCCGGCUCCUAAGGGUGUUGUGAGGGACAUCAAUCUAGCCAGGAUUGCGGUUGCCUGUAGAUUGAGGUCAUUAGACGCAGCAGCUAUAUAGAAAAUGUGAAGUUUGUUUUGUGUAAAAUCAAAGAUUCUAUUGGAAAGUACAUGCUUCGGUCUCU
Molecule: messenger RNA, 2099 nt
Organism: Closterium sp. NIES-67
Lineage: Eukaryota; Viridiplantae; Streptophyta; Zygnematophyceae; Desmidiales; Closteriaceae
Source: the annotation of a GenBank genome assembly